Molecule: messenger RNA, 4020 nt
Organism: Thamnophis elegans (Western terrestrial garter snake)
Lineage: Eukaryota; Metazoa; Chordata; Lepidosauria; Squamata; Natricidae
Product: kelch-like protein 21
Molecular function (GO): protein binding
Source: RefSeq, a predicted model, not a curated record
GAGGACAAACACCAAGGAGGCUGAAUCACAAAAGAUAAGGAUGUUAAAAAGGAGAACAACACAAAUGCCAGUCAAAGAUGGUUUUUCGGGCAGUUUGAUCUGCUCCAUGGCCGACUGUGGCUGGGAGGGAGACGUAGCCUCCCAGCCAUAGUCCAACCCAUCCUUCCCACUAGGGUUAAGUCUUGAAAUGCCGGCCCUGCAAUGUUUGGGUAAGAGUCAAAGACUCAGCUGAGCAGCUAUUGACAUUUCACCCUGUUAUGCAACUCAAGUGUGGCACACAUUCUUAAUACUCCCGUCCCUUUUCCCUCUUCCCCCCAUAACAGCCCUGUGAGAUGUGUUGCCGUGUCAGAGAGAGUGGCGCAAAAGUCAUCCAGCCGGUGCUCAUGCCUAAGACGGGACUGGAACUGAUGGUUUCUAGGCCUUACACCUUCACCCCGAUACCACACCGGCUCCCCACUUAGUUGCCUCGUAUCACCCAUUUCUAACCCCCAGGAUUGGUGGUGUUCCUCCUCCUCUUGUAUCGAAACAGUCAUGCUUGCUCUAUGCCAGCAGUUAUCAACCUGUGGGUCACAGGUCACCAAAGACCAUCGGGAAACACACAUUUUCCAUGGUCUUAGGAACUGAGAGACCAAUUUUAGGGUUGGGGGUCACCAUAACAUGAACUGUAUUAAAGGGUCGCGGCAUUGGGAAGGUUGAGAACCACUGCUCUACGCGGACAGGCCAAUGAGAUUGGCACCAGGCAGCCAGUGGGGUUGAGGGGUUGGGACGUGGGUCCCCGGGUGAAGGAAGCUGGUCUCUACGUUCAGGGUUGGAGUGUCCGUAUCGGGCCCAGCAACUGCUCUGCUGGCCUUUCACCAUGGGGUUUGAAUGGGAGCCAAGGUCACAGGACAGGAGGGUGUUUUAUUCUGGGUUUGGCUUCAGCCAUCCUGCAUGGAUCCGUCCCUGUGGGCGGAAAUUCAGGCCAGAGUGUGAUGCAGUCCUGGAGAUUGGGGGGGGGGGGGAGUGCUUCCCAGUCAACCGGUGGGCCCUGGCCCGCCACAGCGGCUAUUUUGAGGCCAUGUGGGAGUGCGCAGAGCGGCACAUCUGGACCCAGGGGGUUGAGGCGGAGCCCUUCCAGGCACUUCUGGACUUCACCCGGACAGGCAGCCUUGGCAUCGCCCCUGGCAAUGUCACCAGCCUUCUGCAGACGACCAGCUUCCUGCCCCUGGAGGCUGCCAAGAGGCGCUGUGAGACCUUUCUGAAAGAGCUGCAUGUCUCCAACUGCCUCAGCCUCAGGGCCUAUGCACUGCACUUUGCCUGCGCGGCACUUGGCUCUGCUGCCCUCAACGUGGCCGUCAGCCACUGGGCCGACGUGAUGACCCACGGCGAGGUUGAGGAGCUGCCCAAAGCCACUCUGAUGGAGCUGCUGCAGAGCGAUGAGCUCUUUGUGGCUCACGAGGACGUGGUCUUUGACCCAGUGAUGCAGUGGGUAGUGGCUGCCCUGCCCGGGCAGGCCAUGGAUUUCCUGGAGUUGGUGGGCCUGGUGUGGGUCCCCUUCCUCAGCCCCCUUGGCCUCCUGGUGAAGCGCAGCCAGUGCCCCGGGCUGGAAGCUCCGGCUCAGCUGCUGAAAGAGCUGGACCGCUUCCCACCCCCCAACUGGCAGGAUGCUGCGAGCCCCCUUGCGAGUCGGAGGUAUGAGACUCUCUUUGUGAUGGCCGGGAAACGGGACCACGAGCAGCAGGAGCUCUUCCACUGCCAGGCCUGCUCGCCACUCAAGCGCAAAGACCUCACCCAGUAUGUUUUGGCUGUCCUGGGCAGCCUGCUCUUUGUCACGGGAGGGAACUUCCGGGAGGAGUUUUUCUGGGCCCCCGUGGACUGGGUGUGGAUCUACAACAGCUGGGAUGACAGCUGGCGAGGGCCAGUCAUGGAGGAGGCUCGCAAUAGCCCCUGCACAGUGGGGGUUGGCUUCCACCUGCAUGUAAUGGGGGGGAGCACCCCAGAGGGCAUCACUCCCAGUGUCGAGCGCCUCGCCCUGGCGGACUCCUCCUGGAAGCCCACCAGUCCCCUGAUCCACCCCGGGGAACGAGCCGGAGCCACCAGUAUGGGCACACGGAUCUAAGUGCGUGGCAUGGAUGAGAAUGGGGAUGUCUGCUGGGCAGUUCAGCGGCUGGACAUAGAGACGGACAUGUUUCUUUCUCACCGCUGCCAAGGUGAGGCUGUGCCGGCUUUCCUGGGGUCUUUUGAGGGAGGGGUGUGGGCUGCAGAGGGUGGAGGGACUUAGAGGUUCCCUGGUGUCUUGUGUGGCCCUGUGAGGUCAGGGCAAAAGGGGGCCAUGGGGCCAUUUCUGCCCUUCGUCAGAUGUGCUGUUUUGAGGAAAGACUCCUUACUCAUGCCAGGUUCAGGUAAACGAAGCUACUGUUUGAAAGGCCACCCCAAUACCCCCAGAAGACCUCCAAGGUCCCUUCCAGCUCUGUUAUUCUAUUCUGGUCUAUUCUACUCUAUAUUCUAUUCUACUCUACUUUCUCUUCUCUUCAUACAGCUCGACAGCUGCUCUUUGGCUGCUGGCAACCCAGGCCCUGGGGGGUGGGGUUGCCUUUGUGGGGCAGGGGAGUUCCUUCAGUGGGUCCAACUAGCUCCAGAGAGCAGUGCUCUCCACCCCGCCCAUCUGCCCUGUUUCUCUUCCCUUCAGGUAUGACCUCUGUGUGGCAGCCUUGAAUGGGACCCUCUACACCAUUGGUGUGUGUGUGUGUGGUGUUCCGCUUUGACGUCGGCACCGUCGAGUGGACCCCCGUGGAGGACGGUGGCCUGGCUCAGAAGUUCUUUGAAGGAUGCAGCUCAGCCAAUGGACACAUCUAUCUGCUGGCAGAGCAGCGGGGGAAUGCUGCGCUCCUAAACAUGGUGAUUCUGGACCCCUACAAGGAAGCAUGCCAGGAAGUGGGUUACCGGCUCUCCUGCCCUCUCCCCAUCCACGGAAUGGGCUCUGUGCGCAGGUUCAACACCUGGAGGUGCCAGGCAUAGUGAGGGAUGCUGCCUCCUCCCUUCCGAAGAGAUCCCCAUGGCAGAGAUCGCCCUCCACGGAGGGUACAUCUGAGCCCUCCUGUUCUGCUGACAUUGGCCAUAAGACACGGGGGGGGGGAGGGGGAUUCCCUUCACAGAUCCCUAGAAUGGGAGCGGCCUUGGAGAUCAGCAGGGCUGUUCCCUGGUGUCAGUGCAGGAACCCCCAGCCGAAGGCCCUCAAGCCCCCACAAAACCAAUCCCUGCAUUCAGCCACCCCAGCGGAUCCCACUAGCCCCCAACCGCUGCUCUUCGGGCCCCAUCUCACCUUGCUUGCUCUCCCCUGGAGAGACCCCCCCCCACAUUUUCCAAUAUCCUUUCUAAAAUGUGUUUCACACGACUGCCCUGCUGAAACGAGGGUCUCUUGUGGUCUUGGUUUGACCGAUUGAUUGAGUUUGUCAAAGAAAUAUAAACAUGGACGUGAACACAGGAAAUGGGUACGCAUAAACGGGGAUAGUAGGAGAGGGAUGGGAGGCACGCUGGUCCACCUACGCAUGCCCCCUUCCAGGCCUCUUAAGAAAGGGGUGAGGCGUGAUGUUGGGAUGUCAUUGCUACGAUUGUAGGAUUUUCCUGCUUCCAUACCUGGCGGUUGUCCGAGUUUCUUCUGUGCCUCUUUAAACCUUCAUUUCCUGGCUUAAGUCUUGGUGGCUUCUGUCGUCCCCUGCCGGGCAUUGCUGUAAGUGCGAGCAGGAGGAGGGAAGUGGAGGUGCUGGACUUGUUCUCCAGGGAAUCAGUGAUUUUGCCAGUUCAUUUAUAUUUCAUUUUGUUUUUUUAUUAGUCUUUUCAAAUUUUAGGCUUAUAAAUACAAGAGAACAUUUGUAAUUCAGAGUUGAACUUCAGGAUUUUUGGUGCUUUCUUUACUUUUUUUUUUUUUGCAAAUGUUUCAUUAUCCAACAAGGUGACAUCAUCUGUUUUAGGCAUGUUUUUAAGUCAUUGGUUUGACCACCUAUUUAUUUGUGUCAUACAUUUAUAAAUCUUUAAUAGUGA